AUAACAUUAAUCAACGCGGAAUUACCUCCGUUUCUUAAACCUUGUGCUAUAUCAUCAAAGAACUUAAAUAAAUGUCUUAAAGAUAAUAUAGAAUCUGCUAAACCUUACCUCGUCGAAGGUAUUCCGGACAUGUCCAUUCCUUCGAUUAAAGUAAUACCAAUUGCGUAUUCUCGCUUGGACUUACCGGACUUUCAUUUUGGACUCUGGAAUUACUUAAUCACAGGCAUGGAUGAAUUCGAGGUGGAAAAAGUCGUCGUCGAUUUUCAAAACAACGAAAUCAAAGUUCAAGCAUUUUUUCCAAUAAUCAUUGGAGCCGGAUUAGUUCAGAUUAAAGGAAAUCUGUUCAAUAUGAAUUUAGAUAGUAUGGGACCAAUUCAUGCAAAUGUUUCGAAUAUUAUCAUCAAUUACACGUUGAAAAUAUCGCUUGUUGAAAAGGAUGGAAAACAAUAUAUGGUGAAGGAUUCUGAUGAAAUUAAGACUAAACAGACUGAUGGAAAAUUGUAUAUUCACAUAGAUAAUUUAAGUUUCGGAAAUGAAACUGCAACACAAAUUAUGAACGAUGUUUUGAACACACAUAAUGAACAAUUUCUUAAUAUCCUGUUUCCUAUUCUUCAAAAAUCUCUUAAACAAUUAUUAGAUACGGUAUUAAAUACCCUGUUUAAAACUUAUUCAUUUGAUGACUUCUUCCCUAAAUAA
Nicrophorus vespilloides is the source of this 696-nucleotide messenger RNA. RefSeq lists its product as uncharacterized. NCBI's taxonomy places the organism in Eukaryota, Metazoa, Arthropoda, Insecta, Coleoptera, Silphidae. The record is from RefSeq and is a predicted model, not a curated record. The coding region runs from base 130 to 696 and encodes 188 amino acids. The transcript is spliced from 3 exons.